AUGGCGCAUUCCUCUGACGAAGAAUUCGAGAAACUCGAACCUACCUUACAAAAUGUGUUGGAUCAAAAGUCUUUACACUGGAUAUUCGUUGGCGGGAAGGGUGGUGUCGGUAAAACGACCACCUCAUGUUCACUCGCUGUACAAUUGAGUAAAGUUAGAGAAUCUGUUUUAUUAAUAUCAACUGACCCAGCGCAUAACCUUAGCGAUGCCUUUGGGCAAAAAUUUAGUAAAGAGGCUACAUUAGUGGACGGGUUUACAAAUUUGUUCGCAAUGGAGAUCGAUCCAACAUCAUCGAUUCAAGAGAUGCUGGAUCAAUCUGAACAACAAGGUGGUGGCGCUAUGGGAGCUAUGAUGCAAGACCUUGCAUUCGCCAUUCCCGGUGUUGACGAAGCUAUGGGAUUUGCUGAGGUCAUGAAGCAAGUAAAAACAAUGGAAUAUUCAGUAAUUAUCUUUGAUACUGCGCCCACUGGACACACGUUGCGGUUUUUAAGCUUUCCCAGUGUUUUGGAAAAAGCAUUGGCAAAGAUUUCUCAAUUAAGUGGACGGUUUGGACCAGUUUUUCAACAAAUGUCAGGUAUGAUGGGGUUGAAUGCCAAUCAAGAAGAUAUGUUUGGAAAACUUGAAGGAAUGCGUGCCAUUAUUACGGAAGUCAAUAAUCAAUUCAAAGAUCCAGAUAAAACGACAUUCAUCUGUGUAUGCAUUUCCGAGUUCUUAUCUCUUUAUGAGACCGAACGUAUGAUUCAGGAAUUGACUUCAUAUCAAAUUGAUACUCAUAAUAUCGUUGUAAAUCAACUAUUAUUCCCGCGGAAAGUUCGACAUAAAAUGCAGCAAAAAUACUUGGAUCAAAUCUAUGAUCUCUAUGAAGAUUUCCAUAUUGUACUAAUGCCUCUUUUAACAAAAGAAAUACGUGGUACGCAAGAUAUCAAAGAAUUUUCUGAAAUGCUAGUUAAACCUUUUGUACCUCUAGAUGAUUCGUCAAUGGAUGAUAGUCAAUAA
Funneliformis mosseae is the source of this 996-nucleotide messenger RNA. NCBI's taxonomy places the organism in Eukaryota, Fungi, Glomeromycota, Glomeromycetes, Glomerales, Glomeraceae. The record is from the annotation of a GenBank genome assembly.